Molecule: messenger RNA, 265 nt
Organism: Trichoplax adhaerens
Lineage: Eukaryota; Metazoa; Placozoa; Uniplacotomia; Trichoplacea; Trichoplacidae
Exons: 3
Coding region: 1-171 (56 amino acids)
Biological process (GO): mitochondrial respiratory chain complex IV assembly
Cellular component (GO): mitochondrial intermembrane space
Molecular function (GO): copper chaperone activity; copper ion binding
Source: RefSeq, a predicted model, not a curated record
AUGGACGACAAAAAAUCCAAAGAAACCCCGAAGAAAUUGAGACCUUGUUGUGCUUGCCCUGAAACUAAAAAAGCUCGGGAUCAGUGCAUGAUAGAGAAAGGUGAAGCAGACUGUCAAGACUUAAUAGAGGCGCAUAAAGAUUGCUUAAGACAGCAUGGUUUCAAGGUCUAAUACGUUUGGGUAUUAGUAAGGAAUGGCGAAGCAUUCAGCUGAGGUUUCCGGUUACAAAUAAGGAUUCAAUUCUUGUGGCAACCUAUGACUUCGC